UUAUUGCUAAAAGAAUCCACUUUAAUAAAGGAUAUUGACCUCGAUCUGAGGCUGAGGCUCUGACCACCCAGAUGGGAUUAUGUAACUGAUGCUUCCCCAGUGACAUGUUUGAAUAAAACAUUAUAUAAAUUACUGCUUUUAGCUAUUUAACCAUAUAUUAGCCUGCGGAGAUCGCUCGGAAAGGGGUAUUUCUUGUGUUAAACUUACUGGCCUGUGAUGCCACAUUUCUUGCGGUUUGAGAUGCCAUAUCCGCCAUUUUGUGACCUGUCCUGUCCUGUUCUACUAAAGCGAGUCUGCGUCCUCUUUGAGGCAUGUCGUAGGUCAGUCUUUCGUUGGCUUUCCUUCAGUUCCUUCUACUAUCCCACUAGUUGUUAAUAACCUGGAACGGCUUUAAGCCUCGAUUACCUAAUUACAAGACAAAACAAAAAACUAAGCAUCUUCUCAUCUAAUGGGCAAUGUCCUCAUCAGCUGUCCGGGCUGCUGAUCCCCAGAGUACGAACGUACACUGGUCACAUUAUUGACAUGCAGUUAAAGCAAGGAGUUAUAACUGUUAUAACUCCUUGGUUAAAGUCAUUGAAUCUGAAUCAUCUGACAUCCCACGGAGGAAUUAAAUUCAGCCGUCACCAGCCACCCAUGUAUCUGGCCCAUGAAUAUGCGGAUGUAGGGACGGGAGGUCGAUCUACCUGACCCACGACCAUGCGGUCGAUCUACCUGAUGUUUAUCAGAAUUAUAAUAUGCCCUGGCCACUGUACUACAGUACCUAUAGCUGUCAGUGAGUGAUAACAGCUACUCACAUCAGUCUGACCAGUCUACAGACAGCGGAAACACGCAAAGCAUGCAAUUUCAAAGUGCAGAAGAUUUUCAAUUUUUUCCUCGCCAUUGGAAGAAGAGGACCGACUCAGAUGUCAGGAACUCUUUUACUUUGGUAACCUAUAAUAUACUAGCUGACGUAGCAAUGGAGCCUAUUAAAGGCUACGACAAAUACGUUCCAAUAGAGAGACGAUACAUGGACUAUCGCCUACCGCGAAUUUUGAAAGAACUGAAGGAAAUGGACGCGGACGUGGUCUGUCUGCAAGAAGUACAAGCAUACAUUUACACAAAUCAUCUUCAGUCUUUCAUGAAAACGAAUGGAUACGAAGGAGUAUUUCUACAGCGCCAGGACGACUUAGGGGAAGCCACGUUCUUUAAAUCCUCAAAGUUUGAAUGUGUUGAUUCCCGGUGUUGUGUACUUCAUGAAAUAGCAGAUGACAUAUUGCAGAAAGUAGAAAUGGACAAGGAGCUCAGGGACCGUAUCAGAAGACACAUUUGCAAACCGAAUGCCAUUUUGAUAACCAAAUUGAAGCUGCUUGACAACAAGAAAGAAGUCGCCAUAGGAAACGUCCAUGCUUUGUGGUCUACGACUCAACUUGACGUUGUUUUAUUACAGGUAGCUUGCGCCGUCAAAACUCUUUCAUCGUUUGCUGGUGGACCAGAGAAAUCUCAAAUUUUAACUGGGGACUUCAACAGUACUCCUGAUUCCGCGGUUUACCAUUUGCUUAGCGGGGGGGAAAUUGACAAGACAUGGAGAGAACAACUGCAAAAGCAUAGCGAAAAAAUCUCUGCGAGAAAUGGUGGGCAAGCUCAAGAUCUGUAUUUAAUGGACCUAAUAGAAAAUGCCCUGGGCCAUGAAGUUCCCCUAAAGAGUGCUUAUGCCUUUGUUCUGGGUAAGGAGCCCCCAAUCACCAAUCAUGAUGGUGCAUAUUUUGACGAGGUUCUGAAAGUUUGCUUCGACUACAUCUGGUUUCACAGUGAUCGCAUUGACGUCACUGGAGUUCUGGACAUGCCACCAGAGGACGCCCUGUCAAGACACUACUCACUGCCUAGCCCGCUGUUCCCGUCAGAUCAUCUUCCUGUAAAAGCAGAGUUGUUAUUGAAAUAGUUCAACUUAAUUGUGCACUAACUGAUGAAUCACCAAAUGGAAACCAAAAGAGACACCGUUUUUGGUUGCUGCAAAAAGGGAGACAAUCGACGGGAAAAUGACUGCACAUAUUUAAGUUUUGAAAUAAUAAGUGUUCAAGAUAAAAGAAUGUUUGCACAGUGUAUAUAUCAGGUAUAUUCGCACAAUAAUUGCGCAACUAUUUAAAUUCAACAGUUUUAUUAUUCGAACAUGAACAUGAAUUAUGCUGUAAUAUUAUUUUGAAAUAAUGGUCACAGACUGUUGCGAACUGUACUAAUUACCCGAAAGCAGGCGAGCCGCUUUGACAAUUGAUAUUUUUCUUAUUCGCUAGAUGUGUGUGUAAAGGGCAUACGACUGCGUCCAUUUUUCAUCAACAUCUGAAGUGUAAAGCAUUUGUUCAUACUGAAGAAUAAUCAAUGCACUAUUUUAGAAAUGCCUUUGACUUUAUGGCAAUCCGGAAAAUAAUGUAACAAAUGCUCGGCUAUAAACCACUGUAUUAAAUCAA
This is a messenger RNA of Lingula anatina, 2441 nucleotides long. RefSeq names its product 2',5'-phosphodiesterase 12. NCBI's taxonomy places the organism in Eukaryota, Metazoa, Brachiopoda, Lingulata, Lingulida, Lingulidae. The record is from RefSeq and is a predicted model, not a curated record. Gene Ontology annotation, molecular function: 3'-5'-RNA exonuclease activity.